UCGCGUGCACUUCUCAUGCUGUGCACUGAACACCUGUAAGAUGUGGAUGUUAACAACAGCUGGGUGGAAAUCAUGAGGUGCCAUUAAGCCCAUGCAAAUCCUCUGAAAUUUCAUCAGAAUGACUAAUUGGACAAACGUGUCCAGCUGCCCGUUCAGCAUCACUUUAUGCGCUGAGGACAUUAUGGACAGUAAUGCAACUGCUGAGGACUUUGAGUACCCGGUCCAUCUCUUCCCAGCCCCAAUACUGACUGGCAUCACAGUGACGUGCUCUUUCCUGUUCCUCGUCGGAAUUGCUGGGAACCUGUUGACCAUUUCGGUGGUCACUAAAUACAAAGACAUGCGAACCACCACUAACCUUUACCUCUGCAGUAUGGCACUUUCAGACCUGCUCAUUUUCCUCUGCAUGCCCCUCGACCUGUACCGGGUCUGGCGGUAUCGACCGUGGAACUUUGGCGACGAGCUGUGCAAACUCUUUCAGUUUGUGAGUGAAAGUUGCACGUACUCCACCAUCCUCAACAUCACCGCGCUGAGUGUGGAAAGAUACUUCGCCAUCUGCUUUCCCUUCAGGGCAAAAGUCAUCGUCACGCGGGGUCGGGUAAAAGUGGUGAUUUUACUCCUCUGGACUGUGGCUCUGUGCAGCGCGGGACCUAUAUUCAUUCUGGUUGGGGUCGAGCACGAGAACGGCACCAACUCCUGGGAAACCAACGAGUGUAAAGCGACCGAAUAUGCCAUCCGGUCCGGACUGCUUACUAUGAUGGUUUGGGUCUCCAGUGUGUUUUUCUUCCUCCCGGUCCUCUGUUUGACAGUGUUAUACAGCCUCAUAGGCAGAAGGCUGUGGAGAAGAAAGGAGAAUCCAGUCGGGGCCAUUUCUAGUCGAGAUAAGAAUAAUAAACAAACGGUCAAAAUGCUAGCUGUGGUGGUUCUUGCGUUUGUUCUCUGCUGGCUGCCGUUCCACGUGGGUCGUUAUCUCUUCUCCAAGUCAUCCGAGGCAAAUUCUCCCAUCAUCUCCCAAAUCAGCGAAUACUGCAACCUGGUCUCAUUUGUGCUGUUUUACCUCAGCGCUGCGAUCAACCCAAUCCUCUACAACAUCAUGUCGAAGAAGUACAGGAGCGCGGCGUGCAAACUGUUCGGAGUGAGGCGCGCUCCCGGACGAUCAGUGCAGAGCAUCGUGAACGCGGAGAGUUUUUCGGUGUGUAAUGAAUACAGCUGGAGCACGUGACAUAGGAAAAGUCGUUUUGAAACGUGCACUUUUCAACACAGACUAAAAAGACUAUAA
Rhinichthys klamathensis goyatoka is the source of this 1276-nucleotide messenger RNA. RefSeq names its product growth hormone secretagogue receptor b (gene ghsrb). Bases 119 to 1219 code for a protein of 366 amino acids. The record is from RefSeq and is a predicted model, not a curated record. Gene Ontology annotation, biological process: G protein-coupled receptor signaling pathway; hormone-mediated signaling pathway. NCBI's taxonomy places the organism in Eukaryota, Metazoa, Chordata, Actinopteri, Cypriniformes, Leuciscidae. Gene Ontology annotation, molecular function: growth hormone secretagogue receptor activity. Gene Ontology annotation, cellular component: plasma membrane. The transcript has 2 exons.